Messenger RNA from Phaedon cochleariae (mustard beetle), 2467 nucleotides. NCBI's taxonomy places the organism in Eukaryota, Metazoa, Arthropoda, Insecta, Coleoptera, Chrysomelidae. The record is from the annotation of a GenBank genome assembly.
GGCGCUGUUGGCGGAGUUGGCGGAUCUGGAAGUGUUUUCGUGUUUUCGUUUCCAGGUUUUCUCUGCAAUCAGUGCAAUCUGCUCUAUGCUUUUUCUUAUCAGCAUUAUCAGCAAUAUCAGCAUUUCCAUUUCCAGCAAUAUCAGCAUUUCCAUUUUCCAGGGCAGACUAUUAUAUAUGUGUGUGUGUACUGCAAGGCAAGGAGUUUACUGUAGUGUGUAGUCACUGACCACUGUAGUUCAGAUUUCCAGUUUCCAGUGCCAGGGACCAGGGUCAAUCACUCAGUUGAGAACAAGAAGUGUUGUCUUAUAUAGGUACCUGGUAGUUGGGGCCAGACUUGCCCAAGAUGUCCACAGUAUUGUUAGCUGUAGUAGCUGUAAUCUUGUGUGUACUCUUCAGAAUACUCAACGUUAACAGUCAACCACAAAAGCCUACGAUAGUGUGUUCUGAUAAUAAGUUUCUGGAUAACAUGUUGAAAAUCGCCCCCGUCCUCAAUGAACAAUACAUUCCAACAAGACUGUGGGGAUUCAGUGGCCACGUUCAAACCAUUCUUCAUAGCAUCAUUGGCAGGGUAAAAUGUCCUUGGCCAAUUGGCGAAAGAGUUUUCCUCACUGUACAAGAUGGCUCUACUGUCACAUACGAUUUAUACCAAUCACUAACUUCAAGUUUUCAAGAUGACAUCACUAUAGCCAUCUGCCCUGGAAUUUGUAAUACCUCUGAAAGCAUUUAUGUUCGUACAUUUGUUCAUUGGGCUCAAUACCAUGGGUACAGAUGUAUUGUUUUGAAUCACGUCGGUGUACUGAAAAAUGUUCCUGUCACAGCUCCUAGAAUUUUCAACUAUGGGAAUACUGAUGAUUAUGAAGCCAUGAUUAAAGAUGUAAUUGCAAAAUAUCCUAAAACCAGAGUCGUUUGUGUAGGUUUCAGUUUAGGUGGCUGUAUCAUUACGAAAUACUUGGGAGAAAAUAAAAUGAAACCAUCUCAUGUCAUUGGAGGAAUAUCAAUAUGUCAAGGAUAUUGUGCUCUACACGGAACCAAGUAUUUGCUCAACUGGCAGAAUUUCAGGAGAUUCUAUUUGUAUGUCAUGACAGAGAACAUGAAAAAUACCAUACUGAGACAUCGUAAAAUCCUCCUAACAGACGAUAUCAAAAGGAAAUACAAUUUGAAUGAGAGAGAAAUCAUAUCUGCAGCAACUCUUCCGGAAUUAGAUGAGGCCUAUGGGAGAAAAGUCCAGGAAUUUGAUUCCUUAACAGACUAUUACCGUUGGUGUUCCAGUAAAUACUAUCACAAUGACAUCAAUCUACCGAUAAUCUUCAUAAAUACUAAAGAUGAUCCUAUCAUUGCAGAACCUCUAUUGGACACUGUGAAACAACUUGCAAUGGAAAAGAACAAAACGGCCUAUAUUGAAUUAGCCCACGGUGGUCAUUUGGGCUUCUAUGAAGGGGGUCUGAUUUAUCCAAACCCGGUAACGUGGUUAGACAGAACUUUGGUACCUUUGAUAGGUUGUCUCAUUUUAAAUUCUGACGAAUUGGCUUUGAAGUCUAGAAGCAACUCGCAAAUAUGACUCCCGUCUGAUUUUUCUUACAUGAAUAUAAUAAAAACGAUGUGGAAGUUGAUUUGUGUUGCUUGUUGUUCAACUCUCUAUAAACUUUUGAGUAGCACCGCACAAACAUCAAGUUUUUGGCAGCUAUACUUCAGUAUGAAAGAAUGAAUAAAUAACCCACUUUGGAUUCUACACCCCUCUGAUUAUUGAAUUCCCAUUUCAUAUUUUUUUCAAACUGAAGGAAAAUUAGUGAGAUUUGAAGCUGCCUAUGAUGGAAAAACUAGGCAAAACUUCAAAAAUAUAAUGAUUUGUGAACCAUGUCAGAAGUUGCAAAAACAAAAAUUAUCAACUCCAUAAAUGACAAAGUUAGAGCAGUUUACAUUCUGAAGUGGGGUUGGUACCGUGUAUAUAGAGAUUUUGAAAGUCAGUCACAAAACUGGAAUUUGUUAUGUAGGCAUUCAUUCUCAACUGGGCUCAAUAUGUUGACUGCCAAUUAUGACCCAAACGUAAUAUAUACAGGGUGUGACUCGAGUAUGUUAAAUAUUUCUGGUUGGUAAUCAUCAGUCAGUCUUUCAAAAAUGUUCACAUAAACAUUAAUUCUCAAACUCUACAUAAUAUUUGAGAUAAACUUCGAGACUCUAAUAAUAAAAUCGGUUCAGUUAUUCCUUUCUUAUUGUUGAUCAAUCAUAGAGACAAAAACGUGUUAUUUUAUGUGGAGAAAUUCACCUAUUCCAAGAAACUAUCUGAAGAAGCAAAAAUGAACCUGUUUCGUGUUUCAUCUGAUGAGAUUUCCGAAUUAUUUUCUUGAAUUCAGAACACUGAUUACCCUCAUAUCUGCUACUGAUCAAUUGCAGAGUUCAGUGUAUUUCAUGAAAAUUAUCCAAGUAUAACGUGGUGUACAGAAUUUCAUGCAAGUACAGUUAUAUUGG